AUCUCGAACAACUUCUUUCUCGGACCACUGAACCAGGAAAAUCACAAUGUCAGUCAUACUUGCAUCUGCUGGAUACGACCAUACAAUUCGAUUCUGGGAUGCCUUGACAGGGGUAUGCUCACGAACUAUCCAACAUUCUGAUUCUCAAGUCAACCGACUUGAAAUCACCAAUGACAAACGUUAUCUCGCAGCCGCUGGAAACUUGUAUGUUCGAUUAUAUGACAUCCGCCAAGUGGGAAACAGUGGGAAUACGCAUUCCACAACUUCGACUAAUACUGACUCUAACCCUGUGAUGACUUUUGAGGGACACACCAACAAUGUGACGUCGAUUCAAUUUCAGAUUGAAAACAAGUGGAUGGUAUCAUCUCUGGAAGAUGGAUACGUUAAAGUAUGGGACGUCAGAGCCCCACUGGUUCAACGGAGCUAUAAACAUAAUUGUCCUGUCAACGAAGUGGUGAUACAUCCAAACCAAGGAGAGCUUUUAAGUUGUGAUCAAGAUGGUAACAUUCGAGUAUGGGAUUUGGGGGAGAACCAGUGUACUCAUCACCUAAUUCCCGAGGAUGACGUACCCAUUAAUUCACUUACGGUAGCUAGUGAUGGUUCGAUGCUAGUAGCUGGAAACAAUAAGGGUAACUGUUAUGUGUGGAACAUGCUGACCCAAAAGGAUAUCACCACCCUCACACCGGUUACCAAAUUUCGGUCACAUCUGAAAUAUAUUACCCGUGUGGUGUUAUCCACUGAUAUGAAGCAUUUGGCCACUUGCUCGGCUGAUCACACGGCCCGUAUUUGGGCCACAGACCAAAACUUUGCCUUGGAGACCACUCUUCAAGGUCAUCAGAGAUGGGUUUGGGAUUGCGCAUUCAGUGCUGAUGGUGCUUACUUAGUCACUGCCUGCUCUGAUCACUAUGUGCGGUUGUGGGACUUAAGUAAUAGUGAAACAGUGCGCCAGUAUAAUGGCCAUCAUAAAGGUGCGGUUUGUGUUGCCUUGAACGAUGUUUGAACUGGCUUGUAUAAUAAAAGCCUAUCUAUCUAUACAUGCGAUUUUCACGUUUCCAAGUCUAGAAUCAUUGGUGACAUUUCCACCUUGAUAAUGUCACCAAAAGUUUUUUCAAAGGAGCUGUCAAACGUUCUAUCAAAGGACCUGUUUAUAUACUUGUCCAUAGAUUUGUCAAACGAUUUGUCGGAUGGCUCGGUUCUUUCACUAGAUUUAUCUGAUCUUCCUUCCAGUUUUAAAUGGUAGUUUCCGGGUGGGCCUUUGGGUUCUUCCUUUAUAUCAGAAAUAUUAUUAUAUUUGGCUCCGCCAGAAAAGCUUUGGCAAAAUCUGGAUAUAUCCAACAAGUCCGUAGUAUAGAAGUCUGGCCCAGUAUUGUCGUACUGGGUAUCUGACUCACUAAAUCCAAGUAGUCCACCUAGUUCUAAGUAGAGGUUCAUAAACUCUUCAAUCCAGAUCUUUAAUGGGAUAUAAUGUCCACUACUGACGUUUUUUUCUGCUAGCAGGCGGAAAAUAUCACUUAUGAGGGCACUUAAGUGGACUUUGAAGAAUCGCACAUCAACCUUCAAAUCAUCAAACAAGUUGUUAACCAAACUCUGUAUGUUUUUAAAAGCAAAUGUGUUGAAUAGCGUGGGGACACUAUUCUUGAAAAUGUAAAUUAAUUUGCUUAGAAUCAACGAGUUGAAAGGAAGUUUUCCGAUUAAAAGAUCAAAGUCUAUUUUCUUGUAGGCCUGUUUUAACUCUCUUGUUCGAACCGGUUCAUUUUCAAGUUUGACUCGAAGUCGAAAAUUUACCUCCAUUAGACUGAUCAAUCGGUUAAGGCAUCUCACAAAAUGUGCCCCACAUUUUGCCUUUAGAUCCACUAAUUUAGCUGGAAGUUUGUUAUUGAUAGCUCCUAUUAGUUUAGGGCAGAAUUGGGCACUCAUAUACUUUAGAUUGUCGACAAGUUCUAGAGUUUGAAGCCAAUUGUCACCUUUAAAUGAGAU
Messenger RNA from Yamadazyma tenuis ATCC 10573, 1977 nucleotides. RefSeq names its product TOR complex subunit (gene LST8). The record is from RefSeq and is a predicted model, not a curated record. Gene Ontology annotation, cellular component: TORC2 complex; TORC1 complex. Gene Ontology annotation, molecular function: protein binding. Lineage: Eukaryota; Fungi; Ascomycota; Pichiomycetes; Serinales; Debaryomycetaceae. Gene Ontology annotation, biological process: TOR signaling; regulation of actin cytoskeleton organization.